Messenger RNA from Anthostomella pinea, 1908 nucleotides. NCBI's taxonomy places the organism in Eukaryota, Fungi, Ascomycota, Sordariomycetes, Xylariales, Xylariaceae. The record is from the annotation of a GenBank genome assembly.
AUGGCCCCUCGUGUGAUCGUUGUUGGCGGUGGCUUGUCCGGCCUCAGUGCUGCGCAUACUAUAUAUCUUGCCGGUGGCAACGUUGUGGUACUUGACAAGCAAGGUUUCUUCGGAGGCAACUCGACCAAGGCCACCUCUGGUAUCAACGCCGCCUUAACCCGCACUCAAGUCGACCUCAAGAUUGCCGACAGCGUCAAGCAGUUCUACGAUGACACCCUAAAGUCAGCACGCGACAAGGCGAGACCUGACCUGAUCAAAGUCCUCACAUACAAGUCUGCCGCCGCGGUCGAGUGGCUACAAGAUGUUUUCAACCUUGAUUUGACGCUGGUUUCGCGACUUGGUGGACACUCCCAGCCAAGGACACACCGAGGCCACGAUGCCAAGUUCCCCGGUAUGGCCAUCACGUACGCGCUCAUGCAACGCCUGGAAGAGCUGUCCGAGAACGAACCCGAACGAGUGCAGAUUAUCAAGAAGGCUCGCGUGACGAGUCUGAACAAGGAGGGCAACAAGGUCACCGGUGUCCAGUACGAGGCCGGUGGUGAGGUCAGCACCGUUGAGGGCCCGGUCAUCUUGGCUACGGGUGGUUAUGCUGCAGACUUUGGCGACAGCUCGCUGUUGAAGCAAUAUAGGCCCGACACUUUUGGGCUCGCCACAACCAACGGCACGCAUGCCACUGGUGAUGGUCAGAAGAUGGUCAUGGCCAUUGGGGGCAACGGGAUCGACAUGGACAAGGUCCAGGUCCACCCCACAGGUCUGGUUGACCCCAAGGACCCUGGAUCCAAGUGGAAGUUCUUGGCUGCUGAGGCCCUGCGUGGUGAGGGUGGUCUCUUGCUCAACGCAGACGGUGACAGAUUCUGCGACGAGCUGGGCCACCGAGAUUAUGUCUCUGGCAUGAUGUGGAAGGAGAAGGAGAGUAGCAAAUUCCCCGUUCGGCUGAUCUUGAAUUCCAAGGCAUCCAACACCUUGGACUUUCACACUCGCCACUACUCUGGUCGUGGGCUGAUGAAGAAGAUGACCGGCAAGGAACUCGCCAAGGAUAUUGGCUGCUCUCCCGACCAUCUUCAGAAGACCUUCACCACCUACAAUGCCAUCGCCGACGGCAAGGAGAAGGACCCGUGGGGCAAGAAGUUCUUCCACAACGGACCUUUGGACAUCAAUGACGACUUCCACAUCUCUGUGAUGGAGCCGGUUCUUCACUUCACCAUGGGUGGAAUCGAGAUCAACGACAAAGCCCAGGUUCUCAACCAAUCACAGCAACCCUUCGAGGGUUUAUACGCUUGCGGUGAGCUGGCUGGUGGUGUUCACGGUGCCAACAGAUUAGGAGGAUCCUCUCUGUUAGGCUGUGUCGUCUACGGCCGCGUCGCUGGUGACACUGCAAGCAACUACCUUUUCCAACAAGCACUAUCCGGCUCUGUUGCAGGCGCUGCUCAACGUCUUGGCCAAAUAUCUCUGCACAUUGACCCAUCUCAACCUGGCAAGAUCUCUGUUGAAUGGGCAAACGGUGCUUCAGGGGAUGCCUCCGGCUCUUCAGACUCGUUGCCCUCGAAUGGCGUAAGGACAAGUGCGACUGGGCCAACACCAAAUGCUGAUGGUGGCAAGUCUGGCCAAGCAGCCUCGAAACCGCAAAGUGCCAAGAAGUUCGAGGUGCCAGAGAAAGAGUUCACCAUGGAGGAGGUAGCCAAGCACAACAAGAAGGAGGACUUGUGGGUUGUCGUCAAGGGCUGCGUAAUGGAUCUAACGAACUGGCUGGAUGAACACCCUGGCGGUCCUCAGGCGAUCAUGAACUUCAUGGGCCGAGACGCCACGGAGGAGUUCGAGAUGCUGCACGACGAUGAAGUCAUCCCCAAGUAUGCGCCCCAGCAGGUCAUAGGGCGGGUGAAGGGUCAGGAGAUCACGCUUGAGAUCUAA